CGAAAUUGUUAGGGCUAAUUAUGUGAUUUCUUGGGAUUCGACAUCUUAAGAGUGGAUAUUUUGAAUGUUUACCUACCUGGAUACCGUCCUAGGUAGGUAGACUCCUUAUAAUGCGUCUCUCUAGGUAAAUUCUGUCCACGUGGAGAGGUCCCCGUCAAUUUACGUUGAAAAUGGCCCAAUUAGGUCAAGCCGGAUGGGCCAAGUACUGGUCUUGGGAGUGGAGGCUGAAUGGUUUCAUACCUUUUUUGGAGGAAACUGAUUUUUGCCAUUGGCCUCUACAGAUCGGCCUUAUGUGGAACUUGCAUUGGCAGUCUAUAGCAAUGGACUACAAGGGGGGUUAAAGUUGUUUAACUUACAAAUCAAUCUCCUUUCUUUUGAUUUGUAAUGCGUCCACUUGGCUAUACACGAUACCAACAAUAGGUAUAAAAUGCAUUGGGACCAUAAUGGGAUAUCUCAUCCAUUGCCGAUGAGUCCAGGGAAAGGUCAUUCGUUUGUUGCCUCGUACUCAUUGAAUUUCUAGUCACUCCCGCGACCAAUUCCUGUACUAUGGCCAUCUUCUGCGGAAAUAAAACGACCCAGGAUACGAUAGAAAGUCCACAGAAAGGCCAAAAUAGUCCACAAGAUGCUGAGAAACAAGAACAAACCGAGCAGUUAAAAGAGGAGGUUCCCCCCCGAGACAUCAGCGGUUGGAAGUGGUACCUAGCGAUCGUCGCUAUAUGCUCUUCCACCUUCCUCUUCGCCUUAGACGGUACCAUCGUUGCGGAUAUUCAACCGGUCAUCAUCGCCGAUUUGGGCCAUGUCGAGAAGCUCUCCUGGCUUGGUGUCGCCUACCAACUCUCAGCCUCCGCCACGAAUUUAUUCUGGGGCAAGGUCUACGCUCAAUUCAACUCGAAAUGGUUCUAUAUAAUCAGCGUAAUUCUCUUUGAAAUCGGAUCCGUCAUUUGCGGCGCUGCCCCGAAUAUCAAUGCCCUCAUUAUCGGACGGGCCAUCUGUGGUAUUGGUGGAGCGGGGAUGUACGUAGGAGUCAUGACUUUGAUUGCUGCGACGACGACUAUAUCUGAGCGGCCGAUGUACGUCUCGGUAACGGGCUUCACAUGGGGAGGAGGGAUCGUGCUUGGGCCUGUCAUCGGGGGGGCUUUUAGUCAAUCUCGGGUCGGCUGGCGAUGGGCAUUCUACAUCAACCUAUUCAUCGGGGCCGCCUUCGCUCCGAUAUACCUCUCCCUGAUCCCCAACAAGCACCCCCGCCGAGGUGCCCCAUUAAAGGAGCGCGCGAAGGAGAUGGACUGGGUUGGAGCUAUCUUACAAGCAGGUGCCUGGAUCACAUUUAUUCUGGCGAUCAAUUGGGGUGGUUUGACCUAUCCUUGGAAUUCGGGACCCAUAAUCGCUCUCUUCGUGGUCUCUGGUGUGCUUUUCAUUGUCCUCGGGAUCCAGCAGGUUUGGACCAUAUUCACGACGGUAUCUCGUCGAAUCAUACCGGUUGAGUUCUUCUCAUCGCGGACGAUCCUCAUCCUCUUUAGCGCGACCGCGGCCUCGGGGGCUUGCUCCUUCAUUCCCAUCUAUUUUGUCGCGCUAUUCUUCCAAUUCACGCGUGAAGACACAGCGCUCGACGCAGGUAUCCGGUUGUUGCCGUUUAUUGUGGUCAUGAUUUUUGGUGUCUUCGCAAACGGCGCACUCCUAUCGAAGACUGGUUACCACAUGCCUUGGUACACUCUAGGUGGGGGGUUGGCUCUAGCCGGCGCCGCGCUGAUGUACACAGUUGACCUAUCGACCUCCGAGAGCCGCAUCUAUGGGUACACAGCGAUCCUCGGUGCCGGUGUAGGAACAUUCCUCCAAGCCUCAUUCUCGGUUGCUCAGGCAGUGGUACAACUAGACCAGAUCGCGUCCGCAGUGGGUUUCAUCACUCUCGCACAAUUCCUUGGUAUUACAAUCGCGCUAGCGGCUGGGAAUGCGGUGUUCUUGAAUGAGAGUCAGGAGCGCAUAACUCGGAUCUUGCCUGAUGUUCCCUUGGAACAGAUCCAACUUGCCAUGCAAGGCGCGGGGUCUAAUUUCGUCCAAAAUCUCGAGCCAAAUUUGAAGGUUCAGGUCUUGGAGGCGAUUGUGGAAUCUAUUGGCAAGACAUACAUCUUAGUCGUUGCUGGUGGCGCUUUGGUAGUUGUUCUGAGCUUGCUGAUGAAAAGGGAGCGAUUGUUCAUCAGUGGUGGAACAGUAGUUGCCUGAGGCCCGAGUAGUGUCAGUCAAAACCAUGGUUCUUUAUAGACUAUUAAGAAGUUUAUUAAGAGAUUUAUGAUCUUUAUUAAUAGAGCUAUACCUAGGGCUUAGGUAGGUAUCUGAACUGACGAUAUAAUCGUGCCCACCUCAAAGCCUGAAUGUGGACGAAUAUUUAUAUGAUAUUAAGUUUAAGGCUCAAUGGCAUCGAUACGAAGCUACUAUUAAUCUUAUUAUGAUCGAAGGACUUAGAAACCCAUACGUACAUAUUACUAUGAAAACUUUACAAGCCAUCAUGGAUUUCAUGAAUGCUUCUCUCAGGGGUAACUGCUUAUGUAACUUUG
Messenger RNA from Hypoxylon trugodes, 2549 nucleotides. RefSeq names its product major facilitator superfamily domain-containing protein. Gene Ontology annotation, biological process: transmembrane transport. NCBI's taxonomy places the organism in Eukaryota, Fungi, Ascomycota, Sordariomycetes, Xylariales, Hypoxylaceae. The transcript has 2 exons. Gene Ontology annotation, molecular function: transmembrane transporter activity. The coding region runs from base 547 to 2217 and encodes 556 amino acids. The record is from RefSeq and is a predicted model, not a curated record.